AUGCAUGAAAAGGAAGCUGGAGCUGCUCCUGGCACCAGUAGAAUGCCUCUUGGACCAAAUGCUUCUACAAAUGUCAUGCCUGAGGAAGAUCCUGCACUGAGUGAGGAGAUGCCUCAGGAACCUGCUGGACUGAGUGAAGAGAUGCCUCCACCAGUUGGUACUCAGGAUGAAAUGCCUCCACCUUUUGGUACUCAAGAAGACCCUCCUCCACCAGUUGCUACACAAGAAGACCCUCCUCCACCGGUUGCCACACAAGAAGAUCAAGAACAUGUUCCUCCACCUGCAAAGAAUCCCACACCCAGUGAGGAUUUGGUGGGUCAGAAAACAAGGAGGCUGGUGGACAUUACUGGACCUCCAGCUAAGGGUGUGGACAUUAAUAGCAUUAUGAAAAAAUUUACUGCACCUCGAGCAGCUCCAUCUAGAUCUGGAUUACCCAAAUCUUCAGCUCCAACUCCAACUCAGACCCGUGUCCUAGAAUCAGCAAGUGUGAGGAAAGUUGGCAAGCCAAAGCUAGGAAGACCAACUGCUUCUGCAAGACCCAGAUCUGCAACUACAGGAACUCAGGCAACUGUGCAGCCAAUUCAAACUACUCCUGGGAGAACCAAGUCUCAAGCUAAAAGGACUAAGGAAACUGUGCAGCAACAGACAGUUUCAGCUAGCCUCACCACAUCCACAAGUCUGCAACCACAGCUGCCAAUGCCUGCUAAGCUUCCGGUUAAAAGAAUGCUGGAUUUGAAGCUUAAGGAAGCAGCAUCAAGCAGCAAGGACCCUAAGCCACCAUCUUCAAAACCUGUUGUUAGACCUAAGGCUCCAACUGCAUCCACAACUUCUAGUGCUCAGAAAGUCCCACCCUCAGCAACAAAGAAGAGGAAGAUAUGGGUUCCUCCGGGUCAAACCUCAAACAAAGAGCUUUGA
Mercurialis annua (annual mercury) is the source of this 915-nucleotide messenger RNA. RefSeq lists its product as uncharacterized. The transcript is spliced from 3 exons. Bases 1 to 915 code for a protein of 304 amino acids. The record is from RefSeq and is a predicted model, not a curated record. Lineage: Eukaryota; Viridiplantae; Streptophyta; Magnoliopsida; Malpighiales; Euphorbiaceae.